Strigops habroptila (Kakapo) is the source of this 5328-nucleotide messenger RNA. It is a transcript of the gene SH3RF2, whose product is annotated as SH3 domain containing ring finger 2. Gene Ontology annotation, biological process: positive regulation of proteasomal ubiquitin-dependent protein catabolic process; positive regulation of JNK cascade; negative regulation of apoptotic process. Bases 1 to 2106 code for a protein of 701 amino acids. The record is from RefSeq and is a predicted model, not a curated record. Gene Ontology annotation, cellular component: nucleoplasm. The transcript is spliced from 8 exons. Lineage: Eukaryota; Metazoa; Chordata; Aves; Psittaciformes; Psittacidae. Gene Ontology annotation, molecular function: protein phosphatase 1 binding; ubiquitin protein ligase activity.
AUGGAUGAUUUAGCUCUCCUUGACCUGCUGGAGUGCCCUGUGUGCUUUGAGAAGCUUGACGCCACCGCCAAGGUGCUCCCCUGCCAGCACACAUUCUGCAAGCCCUGUCUGCAGAGGAUCCUGAAAUCCCAGAAGGAGCUCAGGUGCCCCGAGUGCAGGACCCUGGUGCUCUGCAGCAUCGAGCAGCUGCCCUCCAACCUGCUCCUCAUUCGCCUCCUGGAUGGCGUCAGGUGUGGACAGAACGUGGCCAGGUUUGGCUCCAUCCAGAGGACGGGGCUCCUGUCAUCCCCUGCCUCCAUCAGGAGAGUCCCCAGGGGGCUGCAACUCCAUCAGCACCGGCUGGCGACAAAUCCCAGGCUCCACAUGGAAGGGGUCCCGCGAGCCAAGGCCCUGUACACGUACCGAGGGCACAACCCCGGGGAGCUGCGGUUCAACAAGGGGGACAUCAUCGUGCUGCUCCGGCAGCUGGACGAGAACUGGUACCUGGGGGAGGUGAACGGCAUCAGUGGCGUGUUCCCAGCCAGCUCCGUGCAAGUGAUCAAGCACCUGCCCCUGCCCGUGCCCCUCAGCAGGGCGCUCGGCGGCUUCGACACCAGGGGCAGGGACAGGACUGAAAACAAGGAGAGCCUGACCCUGCAUAAGCCAAACACCACUGCAAGGCAGCUCCUGCAGACCAGCAAAAGCCACUGGUCCCCCCAGUUUAAGUGCACGUCCCUACGAACGGCAUCUCCCAAAGCCAAGGGUGGGGAUUCUCCAGCUUUCCCCAAGGUGCCCGACUCCCGGCGGAAGAGCCUGCGGCAGUUCUCCAUCACCACCGCCCUCAACACCCUCAACCGCAUGGUCCACUCGCCCGAGAGGCAAGCGCUGGAGAUCAGCUCCCCUGUGCUCAUCAGCUCCAGCAACCCCACCGUGGCCACGAAGAGCAGCGAGAAAGCGGAGCUUCCCUACAGCACCCCCAUCCAGGUCAGUGCAUCCUACUACCCUGUGCCAGGAUCGCUGGGGCACUCAGCAGCCAUCGUCACUCUUCCCCAUCUGCAGCACCACAUAUCAGCCUAUAUGUGCGUGGCUCUCCAUUCCUACGCGGCUCACGGGCCAGAUGAGCUGGAGCUGCAGAAGGGAGAAGGGGUCCGUGUCUUUGGGAAGGACCACGAUGGAUGGCUGCGGGGCAUGUCCCUUGUCACCGGGAGAGCAGGCGUCUUCCCCAGCAACUACGUCGCUCCCCUCUUCAGGAAACCGAACCUCUCCGACUCGAAGAUGCCUUCCCUGUACGCCACGUGGACGCUGUCGACCUCCUCGCUGUCCUCGCAGGGCAGCGCCCCCGAGCACGGCGCCAGGCAGAGCCGGCCGCUGAAGCCGGCGCUGCUGCCCGUGCCCGUGCCCUCGCCCGGGAGGAGCGCGGCCGCCGCGGGACCGGCACCGCUGCGGCGCGGCCGCGGCAGCGCGAGGAAGAACGGAUCCCUGCAGAGGCCAGGGCAGGCUGGGACCCCCGUCCAUGUUGCUGGCUCCCUCCGGCGUCCGCUCACCACGGUGUUGCGGCCUCAGCAGAUUCAGCUCUACCAGCACCUCAGCCCCGCGCCACAGAGCAUCACCCCCAGCGCCGGCGCGGCCGAGGCAGGAGCGAGGACAAACUUCUCCCACGACGCGUCCCCGGUGCUCGUGGUCAGAGGAGGGGAAAGCAGAACCCCCUCCGUGUGCAGCUCCGUGGUCCUGGAUGCCAAAGAUCCCCCAGCAAAGAGCGAGGCAGCCCCCAAGCCGCCCGCGUCGGCCCCGCCGUCCAUCCUGGUGAAGCCCGAAACCUCCCGCAACAGCGCCGAGAAGCAAGUGAAGACGGUGAGGUUCCAGAACCACAGCCCACCACCACCCAAGCGGCACAGCCUGCAGCCGUCCCCGAGCCUGCUCCGCAGCAGGACGGAGCCGCUGGCCGAGGCUGUGGCACCGGAGGCCGGGCUGGCGGGCCCCGAGCUGGCCGUGCUCUACUCGCCCAGGCCCAGCGCCAGCCCCCUGCCCCAGCGGCGGGCGCUGCACCCCAAGGCGCUGUCGCUGGACCUCUCGGGGCAGCUCACCUUCCCCAUCAGGAAGAGCUACAGCAGCGUGUCUGCCAACUGAGGGUGACUCCGCUCUGCCUCCCUCACACUCCUGCGCCUCUCCCUGCUCCUGCGAGGGGCGAGCACCCCGCACCCGCAGCAGCCUGCCACCACCGCAGGUAUUCCCUGUGUCCCCAACACCUCCCACCACCAGCACCCUCAGCACCCACCGCUCUGAGGCUGCAGAGAACUGGGGUUGCUCCCGAGGGAGCAGGACAGGACAGGACAGGACAACACCUAUCCCUGCCUGGGAGAGCCCUGUCCUGGCCCGGCCGAGGUGGGUUUGUGGCAUCCACAAGACUGAUGUUCUCUGGUGUCCUGUGAGGCUGCCAACAGCAGCAGAGGAGGAGCGGGAGGGGGAAGAGCACGUGUGGGAAUCAGGAAUAGUUCAGCUUGUUUUGAUCUCCUCCCUGCUGCAGGGAAGCCCACAGAGAUCAAAACACUGGUUCAUUACCCUCCUGCUUCUGCAGGGUAAAGAAACCAUAAAUCACGAUCAGUCAGCUCCUGGCUAAUGGUUUGUGUUGCCUUUUGAGGGGGAGUCACGCAGAUUAUUUUUUUAUGUUGGUUGGUUGCUUUUCUGUUUGAUUUUAGUCCAGGACUUUUAACCAGAAUACAGUUUAAAAGGUGAUUUGGAGAGGAAAGGGACAAUGAAAGGGACAUGCCAUGACCGCAGUCAAGAUUCUGCAGACAGGGGUAUUGAAUCUUGCUUCUCCUCAUUGCCUGGUCUCCUCUAACUACCCAUCAGCUACCUCCUAGUAGUCCACAAGCUCCCUCCAACUCCUUCCCAUUCCAAUAUUGCUUUUGUAAAUAUCCUAAGGGGAAUUCAUGGGUUCAAGGCUACAUUAAGAUGCAUGAAACACCGUGUGACAGAGCAGAACCCAGCACUGGCCACACCGCAGCCCAGCCUCUGCCACCGCAGCACCAGCUCCGGUGUUCAGCCGGCCCCAGUUCAAGCCUCCCCGUGUGAGCCCCGGGGACACAGGGCCCAGCUGGCACUGCCCCCAGCAAACCCCACACAGCAGCUCCUGGGGUUCAGAAUCGGGUUUAUUGCCUGUUUCUAGACCAGCAAUUCCUGCCCUCGCUGCGACCACCGACCGCUCCAUCCCCAAACUUGCGGCUGUGCAUCAUCCAAACCUGCUGUAAAAUCACAUCCGCAGCUGACAGCACACAGUUAACUCCACUGGCCAACAGAAAUGCUCCAAGGCACUGGCACAGCCCCAGAGAAGGACAUUUUCUUCUGGAACUGAGAAAAGGGAACACGUAAAAUCAUUUCCUGGUCUACAGCCCUUUUUCUGUCUGUGGAGCAGGAAGCUGGCAUCUGGCUGCAGGGAUUUGCAGUAGCACAGAAACCACCAGAGGCACAGAUAAGCUCUUACCUUGUGCUCCCAGCAAACUGAAAAUGUGCAGCUUGCCCAGGUAUAAAAGGUGGUGCCAGUUUCAAAUCAGAGAGUGAACAUGGCUGUCAGCAGUGCCACCUCAGAGACAGUUGAACAUCUCGGAGAAGACACACCACUUCUUUGCUGAAGACACCUCUCUAAACCAGAGGACCACAUCAGUUGGUUCUGUAACCAAGAUCAUCCACUUCUGCCAAGCACAUUGAGAAAUAAAGAGAAUUGCAUUAGGUAUGUCCAGGACCAGCUCAUGCAGUCAUUUCUAGCGUUGGUUUGGAGGGGACAGAGAGGCUGCCUGCCCACGCCUGCUCCAGAUGUGAUCAUUGUCUGUGUGCUAACAAGAGGAUGAACAGCUCCACGUCCCUGGAGAGCCAGGGACGAGGCAAGCAGCCAGGGACCGGCUCCGGCCCGAGACCUCCCCGUGUUAGUGGCCAUUAACCCUGCCCUGCGGGGCCCCGGUGCCCGUCCCAUCAGGAGCUCAGGAGGAGAUUCCUCACGACCAGGGAGCAACCAGGGACUGCCGUGCUCGGGAUGUUGCUCAGUGCAGUCUGCACACAGAGAGGCAGCUGAAGACGAGGGGCAAGAAGAAAAUGACGCCCCGUCACUCACCGGGGUGAGAGGGAUGUGACUGAAGGAAGUCACCGUGUGAAUGUACCCACCAGCGCAGCAGGGUUUCACAUGGGAAGCAGGCGUGUGGGGCCAGGCAGUGAGGAAGGAUUUGAAGUUCAGUUUGGUGCUGCAAAAUGAAAGUCUCACAGAGCAGCAGAGGCGACUGCAGCUCUGUUUCUCACACCUCGGUCCUGCCAAAGCCCAAAUACAAGGAGAAACAGCAGCUUCUUCAGCCCCAUUUACCAAAUGGACACAGUAGGCAUCAGGGGACACCAGGAACAUCAGGAAAAGCUAAAGGUGCUCAGCAUGCCUUAAGGCUUAACAAGCCAUAGAGUCUUUCUGCACAUCUCUCUGGGUUCCGACAGCCAGAUUCUGCUCACAUGAUGGGUUCAGAACAUUGCUUUCAUGGAACAAAGCCACUCUCUAUCCUCUCAUAGCAAGAUAAACAGCAAUAAUGCUUCACAUCACCCAUACAGAACCACUCAGCUCACGACACGAUACUGAAGUCGUAAGACAAAUACACCACAAAUCAUCACAAAUCUCUCCUGGGCUUGGCCCCUGACCCGCUGCACUGUGACGAGUGACAGCGUUGGGCUGAUGGGGACAGAGAAAGCUCCAGCACUCGUGUGCACACAGAGUCAUGGGCAAUGGCGGGGAAAGGGAGCACUCAGAGCGAAACCAGUGCUUUGGUAAAAGAGCAGGCAGCUAUUUUGGGACAGAUGUCUCAGUUCCUUGCACAGGAUAUUUCAGUGCUUUGAUGCUAUGGUGAUAAGUGCCCUAAAUAUAUUCAAAAUAUGUAGGGAGAGAGAACUGAAAACAAGGCAUAUUUUAAAGCAACAGCUCUAAUAAGCAUCUGGUUCCCAUAGCCAUACCUGCCCACGGGUUUCAUACUGCAGCCCCCUGAGCAAAACUGCCAAGUCCUCCUCACCUCCUCCCCUGGCAACACCUAGGAGGAAGCAUCUGGACCAUGUUAACUUCACCAGGAACAUCCCAAGGAAGAGGGACUAGAACUCAGACCUUCUGCUUCCAAAAGCCCAGGCUAAAGCAGGACCUCCUUGAACUGCCCCGGAGCUUUGACACUGAGCAAGGCAGUGCCCAACGAGUGGCCCCUGUCUACAUGGAGAAGCCAACAUCCACUGGGUCUGUCAGGAGCAAUUCUCCAAAUGCACCAGACUAAACCCCUCUGUUCUGGAACAGUCACUCCAACCACCUUUACUCUGCAAGCAGCAUCAGCCCACCGGCUU